UCUGAUGCUGCUUGGGAGGUGUGCUUGCAGAGAUAGGAAACAGCGCCAGAGUGAGACGUCCGGCCGGUUCUUUUGUGUGUUCUGAAGGACAUUUUGGACAGCUGAGGUGCUCCGGUGUCUCUGUGGAGUGACACUUAAGAGAUAUUGCGCUUUAAACCAAAUGUUAGCCGCUAGCCUAGCCACCUAGCUUAGCGUCUCGGUGCGUUCCUCAAGCUAGCGGUGUCCUCCAUGCUAGCUAGUCACCUCAUUGGCCUGCCCUCCUCCUCUUCUUCCUCCUCCUCCUCCUCAUCCUCGACAGCCGGUCCUUUGGCGCCAUCACAAUGGCUUUAAAGCGAAUUUCAAAGGAGUUGACGGACCUGUCCAGAGACCCUCCUGCCCAAUGUUCUGCCGGGCCCGUGGAUGAAGACAUGUUUCACUGGCAGGCCACCAUCAUGGGACCUCCUGACAGCCCCUAUCAAGGCGGUGUCUUCUUCCUCACCAUCCACUUUCCAACAGAUUACCCCUUCAAACCGCCGAAGGUGGCGUUCACAACCAGAAUCUACCACCCCAACAUAAACAGUAAUGGCAGCAUCUGUUUGGACAUCCUGAGGUCUCAGUGGUCUCCUGCGCUAACCAUCUCCAAAGUCCUCUUGUCCAUCUGCUCGCUCUUGUGCGACCCCAACCCGGACGACCCCCUCGUGCCAGAGAUCGCCCGCAUCUACAAGACGGACCCUGUCAGGUAUAACAAGACCGCUCAGGACUGGACUCAGAAAUAUGCCAUGUGAUCCUGCUUAACUCUCACUGGCCAAUCACAGCACUUUGUUCACUUUUUUUUUUCCCCCCUCCACUCCUGUCCCAAAUCUCAACAUCAUCCAAACGCUGUCACACGGAGACGGAGCUACCAGAGUGGACAGAAGAGGGAUGCAUGUCAGAGGUUCUUGGUCAGCCAUGUUUACUUUUUAGAGAAGCUGAGGUUUUCCUCGCUGUGCUCCUCCCCUUUUUGCACUUGACUUGAUGAUACUUGACAGCAGCUGAUUGGUCCUUUUUUUUCGCCCCCGCAGUAAAUUUGAUUGCACUUGAUUUUGACUAGGUGUUCUAGAAGCUGGAUGAUUGUCAUCAAACAUGACGUAUAAAAACUUUAUUAAUAAAAAUGUCCAGAUAAAUAGAUCAGAGUC
Molecule: messenger RNA, 1154 nt
Organism: Doryrhamphus excisus (bluestripe pipefish)
Lineage: Eukaryota; Metazoa; Chordata; Actinopteri; Syngnathiformes; Syngnathidae
Gene: ube2d2l
Product: ubiquitin-conjugating enzyme E2D 2 (UBC4/5 homolog, yeast), like
Source: RefSeq, a predicted model, not a curated record